AGGUUCACCAGACGCUCUCUCUAGACCUAACAGAAGUCCUGAAUGCAGUCAUCUUCAGGAAGAAGCAGCCGAUCCUGCUGUUAGGCACCAACGCGUGGGGUAGGGGGGACAGAAACCCUGACACACGCUAAUAAGCGGCUCCCUGUCUAGUGAGCAUCAUGCAGUUCCUGAGAGCUGUCCUGCGACAGAACUUCUCCUCCUCUCUGCUGGUGAUUGUUGGCCAAAACUCAGCCCAAGGUGCUACGCAGCCACAGCCAUCGUCGCUGCAGGAUGCUGCGUUGCACCCGCUCUCCACGCAGCAGGUCUUCUCGAUUGUUGUCAGUCUGCAGAACCUUUUGGUGCAUGUCCAGUUGCAGAAACACUUGCUGCUCUCUCAAGCUGUGGUUGCCUGCCUGGAAACCUUAGUGGAAUACCUCUAUGUGAAGAACCAGGAUGUUGCUCUACACGUUGCUUCACAGCCCUGGCACCGAUUCCUGCUCUUCACGCUACUCAAUGGGGGCCAGAAAUCCUUUCUGCAGCCAGAAGUUCUCAGGCUGAUGACUUUGUUUCUGAGGUAUCAAAGCAGCAAUAUUAUUUCUCAAAAAGAAAUUAGCCAGAUUCUGCAGGAGGCAACAGAAGCCAACUUAGCAGAGCUGCCUGAGGCCACGUCUCGUGCUCUUCACCUCUUCCUUUGUCAGGUUCAGAGCAGUGGUUGCCAGGUGGAGCCGGUGCAGCCAGGGACCGUUCAGACCUUGCUGGAGCGUCUCCUGGGACAGAGGAGCCCUUGUGUCAAACAUCAGGACGUUGUGUAUCCUUUGCUGGGCAGAUGCCUUUGCGCCAGGGUGCCCGCGAAGUCGUGGAGACCCAGAGAUGAGCACUUUGAAAGUACAGCGAGCGUUCGGCAGCUGCUGAGUGGAGUUACCGAACUGCGUUCUGCCUGGCCUUAG
Molecule: messenger RNA, 926 nt
Organism: Opisthocomus hoazin
Lineage: Eukaryota; Metazoa; Chordata; Aves; Opisthocomiformes; Opisthocomidae
Source: RefSeq, a predicted model, not a curated record